This is a messenger RNA of Spinacia oleracea (spinach), 1994 nucleotides long. RefSeq lists its product as uncharacterized. NCBI's taxonomy places the organism in Eukaryota, Viridiplantae, Streptophyta, Magnoliopsida, Caryophyllales, Amaranthaceae. The record is from RefSeq and is a predicted model, not a curated record. The coding region runs from base 231 to 1775 and encodes 514 amino acids. The transcript is spliced from 6 exons.
CAGUCUACAGAAAAUAGUGCAGACUACUAGACAGUAGACACUAGAGGACAGAGAAAUGGGCCUGCUGAAUCUGAGCUCCAUUUUUUGCUGAUAAUUUGUCCGUUAGACACUCCAUUUACAUUCAUGGAAGCAAAGGGCAUUCUUCUUCUUUGACUGAAGAGAGAUAAAAUAUUCAUUCAAAUGGAAGAUUGAUUACUUUACAGUAUUUCAUCUUUGCAACUUCUCUUCAAAUGGAGUACGAAAGGAUUGAAAGACCUCAGAAAGGAGGAGGGUUGUCACCGGCGAAGCUGAGGAGUAUGCUAAUGGGAGUAGAGAAGAAGAGGAGGGAACUUCCGGGGGAGGUGAAUUCAUCUUGUUCUUUAAGAUCUCAGCAUUCUGGUGUAAACGAUCCAGGUACUGAUUAUUCUGAAAGCUACAAGGAUGUGGAUGUUGUGCGUGAAUUUGUUGAAUGCUCAACUUCCACAACUGGGGAUUCAGAAAUGAUAACAGAUCGUAAGUCAAAAGAUCAAACUUUUGUCAGUUCAAGGCUCGGGUUAAGUGAAGAUUUUGAGGUAGAUUAUGAAAAUGGGCAUGCCAACUUGGGUGUGGUAUCAUCACCGUUUGAGUUUCAGAAGUCAGAGCGAGGACAACCAAGAGUGCCAGCUGCGCCAUUCUCCAAGCCAGCACCAUCUAAAUGGGAUGAUGCACAGAAGUGGAUAGCGAGCCCUCCUUCAAACAGACCAAGGACUGGGCCGUCACAUGGUGUGCAAGGGGCAAGGAAAACUAACAUUUUUGGCCAUGGAGGUAGGAAACCUGCAACAAAAGUAGUUCUUGAAGUUCCAGAUGAAAAAUUAGUUGCGUUUGAAGAGCCUGAUAUGAAGAGGAUGGAUUCAAGUCUGGCAAAGAAAGCAAAUGCCACACAAAAAUUGGUGAGCUGGGAGUCAGAUCCAUACCCACAUGCUGAUUUACAGGGCAAAGCAGGGAAUAUGACUGAAAAUUCUGGUGGCCAUCCUGAAAUUCAUCUCAGUCAACAUGAUUCAUCUAUAUCAAUCCAAACAUCGACAACCUUGAUUCCACCUACGUCAUUUGCAAGAUCUGUUUCCAUGAGGGAUAUGGGGACAGAGAUGACUCCUCUAGCAAGCCAGGAACCUUCGAGAACUGGAACUCCUGUCAAGGUGAAAUCACCGAUGCACAGUCCUACUUCUUCAAGGUCAUCAACGCCUAAAAGAGCUAAUCUUUCAGCAGCACACACAAACAUGAUAAAUGACAGUUUAAACUUGCACAGAAAGGAGCUUCUUUCUGAGAAGGAGAUGCAGAUGAAAACGAGGAAAGAAAUAAUGGAACUGGGUAUGCAGCUUGGUAAAAUGAAUAUAGCUGCAUGGGCUGGUAAAGAUGAUGAAGAAACAUCAUCUUCAGUUAACGCAAUGGCUGGAGAGCAAGUGUCUAAGAGUGUUAUUGAGGCAAGGGCGGAAGCUUGGGAGGAAGCUGAGAAAGAGAAGUACACGGCAAGGUUUGAACGUGAAGAAAUGAAGAUCCAAGCAUGGGAAAAUCAUCAAAAAGCCAAAACAGAGGCUGAGAUGAGAAAAAAUGAGGUUGAGGUUGAAAGAAUAAAAGCCAAAGCACAGGAUAAGUUCAUGAACAAGCUUGCUGCUGCGAGGCACAAGGCUGAAGAAAAGCGAGCAGCGGCUGAAGUGAAGAUGAAUAAGCAAGCAGCAAAGACUGAGCAGCAGGCUGAGUAUAUCAGAAAGACUGGCAGAAUACCAUCCAAAUUUUCGUUCUUUAGUUGCUGUUGUUAAUGUUCUGUGCUUGCCAUCCUCUUCUACUCUACUCGAUCAUUUUUGUAUUUAUCUCUAUUUUGAUUGGGGUUUUCUACUUCUCUACUUGAAGGAAAUUAGGUGGAGCCUUUCUCAGCAGCUAAAGUUGUAAUCAGUUUUCACUAUUACAUAGGAACAUGAUUUCUAACUUUCAGGCAAAUUUGGCCUGUUCUUCACAAAUUUUAUGCCUAUUAUGACAAA